AUAGAGAGAGAGAGGGAGAGAGUAAAAACCGAGCUCCAUCAGUUAGACCUCAUCAGUUUGGUCUUGACUAAGCAGAGCUCAGUCGUCUUCUCCUCUCGUUCACACUGAAGUAAAGAGUUUCAUCGGAUUUAAUUGGACAACAAAUCAAAGGAGGAAACAGAAAAACAUACAACAGAUUUUCCCAGAAGAGAGUCCAGAAUCACCCAAGUUCAUCUGAGAACCCCUAACACCCUCUCUGCUCAGCACUGGUCUGCUCUGGCGUCAACCUUGAGGACCUCUAGAGCCUCUAGGACUUACUCCAGCGCUGAUUCUGGAGUUACAGUUGUGGGGUUUUAGAGGGGGUUCUGGACUCAGAACAGGUUCUGGAGCUGAUUCCCAGAUUAUUUCCUGUGUUGAGGUUCCAAACCGGGUUCUAGAAUCUCAAAGGAGUUCUAGAAUCACAGAGGGUUCCUGAAUCAGUUCCAAAGUCUGCUCUUGACUUGUCAGAGUUUUAGAAUGGGACCUAGAUUGGGUCCUAGGUCUAUACCCAUGCCUGGCACAUUUAUUGUGGUUAUUUGGUGUUUGGUGUUUGCCACUCCAGUCAGUUGCCAGGGCAACUCAUCUGAGACAUCUCUAUCAGAUCUGAUGAUUUUGGACCUGCCUAAUUUCCACAGCACUGACACACCUCUUGGACCUGGAGUGGACCAUCUUAUCCAGACCUCGGACCAAGAGCCACAUCUGGUGCAAGAGACUGUGAAGAAGCCCCUGUCAGCCCUGGAGCCUGGACAAGAAAAGUUUAAACACGCGAGCCAGUUGAAACACAAACAUGAAAGAAAUCCUCAUUCGUCUUCCUCCAACUCAACUCCAGCAGUUCGUAUGCAGGUGCCCCCUCACUGUGUUGAUGAGACAUCAAUAAAAACAGUCUUCAAGUACAUCAACACGGUGCUGUCCUGUGCAAUCUUUGCUGUGGGGAUCAUUGGAAAUGUCACCCUGCUAAGGAUUAUCUACCAAAAUAAGAGCAUGAGGAAUGGACCCAAUGCUGUCAUAGCCAGCCUGGCCCUAGGAGACCUGAUAUACAUUGCCAUCGACAUACCAAUACAGGUCUAUAAGCUCCUGGCCGGCCGGUGGCCGUUUGUCGACAGUGAUUUUGGCCUGUUCCUCUGCAAACUCUUCCCCUUCCUCCAAAAAGCGUCAGUUGGCAUCACCGUCUUCAAUCUGUGUGCUCUAAGUGUGGACAGGUAUCGUGCGGUGGCGUCCUGGUCUCGGGUACAGGGCACAGGUGUUCCAAUGGUAACGGCGGUGGAGAUAGUGAUGGUCUGGCUGCUGUCCAUGGUGCUGGCUGUACCAGAGGCCAUCGGCUUCAGCAUAGUCACCUUUGAGUACAGAAACACAACCAUUAGGACCUGCAUGCUGCAGCCCAAGUCAAAUUUGUCAGAUUUCAUGAAAUUCUACCAGGAUGCAAAGGACUGGUGGCUGUUUGGCCUCUACUUCUGCAUUCCUCUGACCUGUUCUGCUGUUUUCUACGGGCUGAUGACCUGCGAGAUGCUCAGACACCAGAAAGGAAGUCUGAGGAUCUCAUUUAGCGAACACCUUAAACAGCGUAGAGAAGUAGCAAAAACUGUGUUCAGCCUGGUGUUGAUCUUUGCUCUGUGCUGGUUCCCGCUGCAUCUGAGUCGCCUGCUGAAGUGGACCAUCUACAAACCCCAUGAUGUGAAGCGCUGCGACUUAUUAAAUUUCCUGUUGGUGCUGGACUACUUCGGUAUAAACAUGGCUACCAUCAACUCCUGCAUCAAUCCCAUAAUCCUCUUCUUUGUCUCCAAGAAGUUCAAAAACUGCUUCAAGUCCUGUCUGUGCUGUUGGUGUUAUUCUGGCUCUUUCUCUAACAGUAUGCUGCCCCUCAAUCAUGGGACGAGUCUGCAGUACAAACACAGUGACCACUGAAAGAGAGAGAGAGAGAGUAAACAACUACAUCUUCAUUUUCACCAUCACCUC
Messenger RNA from Lates calcarifer (barramundi perch), 1971 nucleotides. Its product is annotated as endothelin-1 receptor. Gene Ontology annotation, biological process: vasoconstriction; enteric nervous system development; regulation of blood pressure. NCBI's taxonomy places the organism in Eukaryota, Metazoa, Chordata, Actinopteri, Centropomidae. The transcript has 8 exons. Gene Ontology annotation, molecular function: endothelin receptor activity. Gene Ontology annotation, cellular component: membrane. The record is from RefSeq and is a predicted model, not a curated record. Bases 496 to 1920 code for a protein of 474 amino acids.